GAGUAACGAUUGAUAUUGUUCAGGAAAAUGCCCAUGAUGACCUGUGCUACGAUGUUCUUAAUCUUUGCAGUAAGAGUAUGCAGUGACAAGUUUUGUGGAAAUCUUAUUUGGUUGGUGAGCCAUCUUAUUAUUUUUCUAUCCCAUCAGUAGCUGUCUUUAUUUUGUUAACUUUUUGCUCAUCUGCACAAAAUAGAGAAACAUCAAAAUAGUCUGAAAGUGACACUCUUGUAUUUGGUCCACAUGGUUCUUCCAGCUGCAUUCUUUACAAUGUAUAAACAGAAGACUGAAAUAAAUACUUUUUGUGGUGUAGGAAUAUUCAACUGUGCGAACUUCAUUCAGUCACCGAUUAUGCUUUAUUGAAAAGGUCAUGCUUCUGGAAGACUGCAGCCUUUAUUGACCGACCCCUUCAUGUCACCUCCGGAAUCGUGUUGCUGCUCUUUGCAAAUUAUCUUCCAUUCGUCAUUGCUCCCAGGGAGGUCUCAUCUCAGCUCAGCAUGGAGGUUCUGAUUUCAGCAGUUGCGGGCGAUCUUGUCGGCAGGUUCAUCUCUUUCCUGGCUCAAAAUUAUGGCACCCACACAUGUGAGGAGGAGGAUCGUAGAAGGUUGGAACGCAUCUUGCUGAGGAUGCACACCGUUGUUGAAGAAGCAGAGGGGCGGCGCAUCACAAAUCGAGGGAUGCUCCGGCAGCUGAAGGCGCUCAUCGAGGGUAUGUACCUUGGGUACUACAUGCUGGACAGGCUCAGGGUCCAGUCCCUUGGAGAAGAGAGCGUCGAGGAUGACGAGGUGAGUUAUCGGAGCCAAUCUUUUGCCGUUUCUACUUUUAAUACCGCCAAGCGCCUUCGUUUGGCUGUUGCUGCUUCUAUAACGAAGAACACACCAGUAGCAUUUGGGGCCGGGAGCACAACAAAGUUGAAAAGUGUUCUUGAAAGUUUGGAGGCUCAUACCGCAGAUAUGAGAGAGUUUGUGAUGCUCCUUGGCAGCUGCCCUCGCCUGUCUCGCCAGCCAUACGAUACAUAUCUACACAUGGAUAAGUGCAUGUUUGGUCGCCACAUCGAGAAAGAGCAACUCCUCAACUUCUUACUAUGCAGUGAUGAUAGUCAUGACGGAACAAAUUUCUGCAUCCUUCCGAUCAUCGGCCCGUGCAGAGUCGGAAAGAAAACUCUGGUGCAACAUGCUUGCAGGGAUGAGAGGGUGCGGGGUCGUUUCUCCCACAUGUUUUUCUAUAAAGGCGAUGACCCGCAUAUUGGAGAAUUUGCGGCGAACUGCAAGGCAGGCUCGGGGAAGUACUUAUUUGUUGUUGAUUUCAGCUGGGAUGUGGAUGCGGUGGCAUGGGAGAACUUCCGAUCAUGCCUGCAGAAGAUGCCAGGUGCUUGGAGUAAAAUUGUAGUGAUAGGCACAACAGAUCAAGUUGCUAAAAUGGGAACUGCCCAACCCAUCAGGAUGAAGAGUUUGCCCCAAGAAGAAUACUGGUACUUCUUCAAGGCACUUGCCUUUGGAAGCAUGGAUCCUGAUGAGAACCCAAGACUGGCAUCUCUGGGAAUGCAGUUGGCUACUCACCUAAAUGGAUCUUUUCUUGGUGCAAAUAUAAUUGGUGGGGUAUUAAGAGCUAAUCCUGAUACUAAAUUUUGGUGCAACAUGUUACUGAGGAUAAGAGAACUAGUUCGGACGCACGGCUCCUUCGGCAUACACCCCGAGGACCUUUUCGAGAGAAAUAUCCCUGUCAACUUCACCAAGUCGUCCUAUGUGGGGGCUAAGAUUCAAGGAUGUUGGGCUUACGAUUUGAGGGAGACUGGCCCGGAGCAAAGUGAGCUGCCGAAACUGACAUGGCAACAACUGCUAACCGGUGCUGAAAUUCCUGAUGAUGAAGACAGGUUUGAUGUGUUGGCAUGGAGAUCUCGGAUCCCACCUUACCGCGACUACAUCGUUACUUUUGAGAAACAGAAACCACGUCGUAAGGUCAGCAGGAGGAAUCAUCUGGCGCCAAGAAAAACAUCGGCAUAAAUGUUAAUCUGGCAAACACAAGUGCAAGGAUGAACUAUAUAUGUCCUUAUCCUAUAGGUCAAUAGGUCAUUAUUCUGCUCCUGUGUUUACUCAUAGCUGUAUGUACCUGCCCAUGUUACUGUGGAGAUGUAAAAUGCCAUCAGUGAAUAUUGAACUCUCUUACUGCGGAGACAAGUCCAUAUUU
Triticum aestivum (bread wheat) is the source of this 2184-nucleotide messenger RNA. RefSeq names its product disease resistance protein RGA2. Gene Ontology annotation, molecular function: ADP binding. The transcript has a single exon. The coding region runs from base 495 to 2000 and encodes 501 amino acids. NCBI's taxonomy places the organism in Eukaryota, Viridiplantae, Streptophyta, Magnoliopsida, Poales, Poaceae. The record is from RefSeq and is a predicted model, not a curated record.